GACUGAUUUUUCAGUAUUACUGAACCAGUCUGUAUCAGAGCACACAGAUGACAGAUGGCCUCUCGGACACACGUGCAGCGUGUCAGAAUACUGUACAAGACGAUUUUAAGGUUACAUCGGGGCUUACCGGCCGAGAUUCAGCCCCUAGGCAAUAAUUAUGUUCGCGACGAGUUUAAGAGGCAUAAAGAAUGCGUGGAGAGCGAGGCAAUUAUCUUUCUCCACGAAUGGACCGAUUACGCGGUCUCUCUCGCUGAACAGCUCGGCUUAAGGGGUCCUCACACGGGACAACCGCUAGGAAAAUGUUUGAAGGAGGAGCAUCUCGAGAUGCUGCGGGACGAGCAAGUGUGUCAGUUGUACGAAUUAAUGAUCGCGGCUACAGGGAAGACGGAGGCUAAAUCGAAAGAUAAAACGUAAUUCAGUACACACGUACUGAAAUUGUGUAUACUCAAAGAUCUUGAAUGGAAUUUAACAGUACUUAAACUCUUAGAAUAUUGUAUUGUUAUCGUAUUGUAAUGUGUAAAUAAACGUAUAAUAAA
Formica exsecta is the source of this 536-nucleotide messenger RNA. It is a transcript of the gene Sdhaf3, whose product is annotated as succinate dehydrogenase assembly factor 3, mitochondrial. Gene Ontology annotation, biological process: succinate metabolic process; mitochondrial respiratory chain complex II assembly. The transcript is spliced from 2 exons. NCBI's taxonomy places the organism in Eukaryota, Metazoa, Arthropoda, Insecta, Hymenoptera, Formicidae. Gene Ontology annotation, cellular component: mitochondrial intermembrane space; mitochondrion. The coding region runs from base 55 to 414 and encodes 119 amino acids. The record is from RefSeq and is a predicted model, not a curated record.